Messenger RNA from Rotaria sordida, 981 nucleotides. The record is from the annotation of a GenBank genome assembly. NCBI's taxonomy places the organism in Eukaryota, Metazoa, Rotifera, Eurotatoria, Philodinida, Philodinidae.
AUGUCUAAAGUUCAUCAACUUCUCAUUUUUCUUUGUUUUUUAUCUACUUUAACAAAUUCUACGAAUAUCUCUUCAUGUAUUUCUAAUACACCUUGUAAAUGUAUUUUAACUGAACAUUCAUUUAUACUUAAUAAUUGUUUACAUUCAUUACCAGAUUUACCAAUAUUUAAUCCUAAUACUUCAAUAAAUAUAACAACAAUUAUUGCACAAUAUGCUUUAAAUCGUUGGCCAUUACAUUUAUGUACAUAUUCAAAUAUUGAAAUACUUGAUUUAAGUGGUUCAAAUUUUGAUUCUCAAUAUAUUGAUUUAUCAUGUUUAACACAAUUAAUUCACUUAAAUUUAAGUAAUACAUCUAUGAAAAAAAUUCCAAAUUUUGAUAAAUAUUCAUUAAAAUAUUUACAAAUACUUGAUAUAUCAAAUAAUCAAAUAGAAAUUCUUGAUGGUAGUUUUUUUCGUUUAUUAAAUAAUUUAAGUAUAUUAAUUAUAGAAAAUAAUCCAUUAAAAGAAAUUAAUUAUUUUGAAUAUUUACUUAACUUAUCAUAUCUUAAAUUUAUUAAUUUAAUAUCAUCAAGUUCAAUUAUGACUAUAAAAAAUUUAUUAACUGUAACACAAUGGAUUGAUCUUGCUCAUAAAUGGAAUAAUUCAAAUAAAACAUUUAUUAUUCGUACAAAUACAUUUUCAUUACAAUCAAUUUUACCAAAUCCAGAACAAUUUCAAUUAAUUUCAUUAGAUUUAAUGAAAAUUAUUUUAAAAACAUUAUCAAAUUCAACAUUUACCACAUUAUUUUCUACACCAAAAUGUAAUUGUAUUUAUAUUCGAAAUUAUCAACAAAUAUUUUCUUUUAAUAAUUAUCAUAAAAAUUUAUCCUCAUUAUUUCAAUCAACAACUUGUCUUAUGCCAAAUGGAAUUAUUCAUGCACGUUUAUUUGAUCAACGAACAUUUACUGAUUUAAAUUUGUUCAAAAUUCAUGUUCAUUUUUAG